This is a messenger RNA of Ornithodoros turicata, 1742 nucleotides long. Its product is annotated as zinc finger protein ZPR1-like. Gene Ontology annotation, cellular component: cytoplasm; nucleus. Gene Ontology annotation, molecular function: zinc ion binding. The transcript is spliced from 3 exons. The coding region runs from base 113 to 1396 and encodes 427 amino acids. The record is from RefSeq and is a predicted model, not a curated record. NCBI's taxonomy places the organism in Eukaryota, Metazoa, Arthropoda, Arachnida, Ixodida, Argasidae.
UUUCCUUUUAAAACAUGUCUGCUACCGUCUGUGCAUCGUUUUCUAAAUCGUAUGUGUAGCCAUUUGAUUCACAGCGGUAUUCGCUUCGUGGUGAAAAGAAAUACUAUAAACAAUGCUACAGGACAACGUCCCUAUAUUUCGUAACCUCAAUGCUGAGGACCACGAAGCCGAAGUAACUGAAAUUGAAAGUCUCUGCAUGCAGUGCCACGAGAAUGGGACCACGCGCCUCUUGCUCACCAAGAUACCUUUCUACAAAGAAGUUGUGAUCAUGUCAUUCAACUGUGACAACUGCGGAUGGCAGAACAACGAACUGCAACCUGCUGCUACGAUUCAAACCACCGGUAUUCGUUUUACUCUGAACGUGAGUACCAAAACAGACAUGAACCGAGAGGUCGUCCAAACCGGCACAGCAUCUGUCAGCAUCCCCGAGUUGGAGUUUGAAAUACCGGCGAAGUCACAGGAAGGUAGCAUCACAACAGUUGAAGGAAUCUUGGACAGAGCGAUUCAAGGACUGGAGGCGUCUGUGAAACACAUCACAGAUGAAGAUGUGUCGCAUAAAAUGACCGAGUUCGUAAACAAGAUGAAGUCCUUACGUAAGCUCGAAAGGUCGUUCAGAAUAGUCAUAGAUGACCCUUCGGGAAAUAGUUUUGUGGAGAACCCUCGUGCACCCAGUGCGGACGAUGCCAUGACUGUGGAGCGGUACACCAGAUCGAAGGAACAGAAUCUUCUUCUAGGCAUGGAUGAAGAAGCUACGGAAGAGGAAGAUGUCACUUCCGAAGUGCUGACAUUCUCGACAAACUGCAGCGAGUGUGGUGCGCCGUGUGAGACGCGUAUGAAGACGAUAAAGGUGCCUUAUUUCAAAGAAGUGAUAAUAAUUGCAACAACCUGCGACCGAUGUGGCCAUCGGACCAACGAGGUGAAGAGCGGGUCCGGCAUCGAACCUCUCGGAGAACGACUGGAGCUCGACGUGACGGAAACCUGCGACCUAGCCAGGGACGUUCUAAAGUCUGAGACCUGCACCGUUUCCGUGCCUGAGCUGGAGCUGGAAGUUGGAGCUGGGCUGCUCGGAGGACGCUUCACCACGGUCGAGGGGCUCCUGGAUGAGAUACGCAGACAGAUCACCCAGGAGAAUCCAUUCUUCCGGGGCGACACAGUGAGCAGUCAGCAAAAGGUGCGCAUGGGGGCUUUUGUGGAUCAGCUGGGAAAAGUCAUAGAAGGCAAAAUGCCGGCGACUCUAAUACUGGACGACCCGUUCGGGAACAGCUACAUCCAGAACCUGUACGCUCCAGAACCGGACCCCGCGCUGAGGAGCACAAAGUACGAGCGGUCCUACGAGCAGAACGAAGCGAUGGGCCUCAACGAUAUCAAGACGGAAAACUACGAGGAAGACAGCUGACGCAGAGGACGUUACAGGCAGCAGUGGUGCUUGAUGGACAGUCCAUGUUUGAGAAGGCUUCGAAUCAGCGAUCAGUAAAUUGUGCCAGUGAUGUGUAAAGUGCAGCUGCAUUAAGCAUACGGACACUGGCUUUGUUAUGAAGCCCCCAUGACUUUUGCACAAAGUUGUGUGAGUCACAAGAAAGGCACCUAGAUUUGCUUCCUCCUGGUAGCAUUCUAUGUGACUGUUAAUGACACGGAAUACAGCUAGGCACAUAUGUGCCAAGUGCACUGCAAGCUCUGUGUAUUGAUAGCACUGGUAACAAAAAAAGAAGCGGUGUAUUGAAUAAAGUAUUUUUCUGCUGUGG